This is a messenger RNA of Acanthisitta chloris (rifleman), 2013 nucleotides long. RefSeq names its product phosphoinositide-3-kinase, regulatory subunit 3 (gamma) (gene PIK3R3). Gene Ontology annotation, biological process: phosphatidylinositol phosphate biosynthetic process; insulin receptor signaling pathway. Gene Ontology annotation, cellular component: phosphatidylinositol 3-kinase complex. The coding region runs from base 72 to 1463 and encodes 463 amino acids. The record is from RefSeq and is a predicted model, not a curated record. Lineage: Eukaryota; Metazoa; Chordata; Aves; Passeriformes; Acanthisittidae. The transcript is spliced from 10 exons. Gene Ontology annotation, molecular function: 1-phosphatidylinositol-3-kinase regulator activity.
CCCUCCCCCCCCACUAAAAUCCGAGCUAUCCAGCCUCUCGUUCCCAAACCUGCCGGGAGUUGGCUGUCGCGAUGUACAACACGGUGUGGGAUAUGGACCGCGAUGACACGGACUGGAGGGAAGUGAUGAUGCCAUAUUCCACUGAGCUGAUAUUUUACAUUGAAAUGGACCCUCCAGCUCUUCCUCCAAAGCCCCCCAAGCCAAUGACUCCAGUCAAUACAAAUGGAAUAAAGGACAAUUCCAGUUUCUCUCUGCAGGAAGCAGAGUGGUACUGGGGGGACAUCUCAAGGGAAGAAGUAAAUGACAAAUUACGAGACAUGCCAGAUGGAACCUUCCUGGUACGCGAUGCAUCAACCAAGAUGCAGGGAGACUACACUCUGACGUUACGGAAGGGUGGCAACAACAAGCUGAUCAAGAUCUAUCAUCGGGAUGGAAAAUAUGGCUUUUCUGACCCACUGACGUUUAAUUCAGUCGUGGAACUCAUUAACCACUACCGCAAUGAGUCUCUUGCUCAGUAUAACCCGAAGCUUGAUGUGAAGUUGAUGUACCCAGUGUCCCGGUACCAGCAGGAUCAGUUGGUGAAAGAAGAUAAUAUAGAUGCAGUAGGUAAAAAGCUUCAAGAAUACCAUGCUCAGUAUCAGGAAAAGAGCAAAGAGUACGACAAAUUGUACGAAGAAUAUACCAGAACAUCACAGGAAAUUCAGAUGAAGAGGACAGCAAUUGAAGCAUUUAAUGAAACUAUUAAGAUAUUUGAGGAACAGUGCCACUCACAAGAGAGAUACAGCAAGGAGUACAUUGAGAGGUUUCGCAGGGAGGGGAAUGACAAAGAAAUUGAACGGAUUAUGAUGAACUAUGAAAAAUUAAAAUCACGCCUGGGUGAGAUCCAUGAUAGCAAAAUGCGCCUGGAACAAGACUUGAAGAAACAAGCUCUGGACAACAGGGAGACUGAUAAGAAAAUGAAUAGUAUCAAACCUGACCUAAUUCAGCUCCGCAAAAUCAGAGAUCAGUAUCUUGUAUGGCUCAAUCACAAAGGGGUGAGACAGAAGCGAAUAAACGACUGGCUGGGGAUCAAAAAUGAAAAUACUGAUGACACAUACUUUGUGAAUGAAGAAGAUGAAAACCUGCCACAUCAUGAUGAGAAAACCUGGUUUGUUGGGGAUCUCAACCGUAUCCAAGCAGAAGACUUGCUCUGUGGGAAACCUGAUGGAGCAUUUUUAAUUCGUGAGAGUAGCAAGAAAGGAUGUUACGCUUGUUCUGUGGUAGCUGAUGGAGAGGUGAAACACUGUGUGAUCUACAGCACUCCAAGAGGUUACGGGUUUGCAGAACCGUACAACCUGUAUAGCACACUUAAGGAUUUGGUUCUUCAUUACCAGCAGACAUCCCUUGUCCAACACAAUGAUUCCCUAAAUGUCAGGCUUGCCUAUCCUGUCUACGCACAGAUGCCCCCCUCUCUCUGCAGGUAAAUUUUGGGGAGGAGGAAAGCGUUGGCUAUCUUGGAUUCUUUUCUACGAUUUUUACUAGAACUUGGAGGGCAUUCUUUCUCCUUAGACUGCUUGUUUUGCACAAGAAGUGAUUCUGUGAAUGUGAAUCAAAAAGAGGCCUAGCAGCAACAAGACGACAACUUGGGUGUAGGUGUCCUGGUGCUACCUUAAAAGCUCAGCUGUGCUUUUACACCAAUACUUUUGUUUCCUUAUGAGGGGAAUAAACUCAACGCAGCGCAUAUGAAAAUACUGGAAGCAAAGCAUCAUUUUACGGAGAUAAUUUUUUGCCAGGCACCUUCAGUGGAACUUCUAGUUGGAUUUUGUUUUCUCUUGUUCUAGUAGAGACAAUUUGAAGCCUCUGCUUGAGGCAUCAGUAAUGUCUUUCAGUCUUAAACUCCCAACAAACUAGGGGGAAACUCUACCACAGCAAUUCUUCUCUGUUAAUUUUAGCAGCUUCACUGCGAUUCAGCCGGACUUCCAAAAGAGGGCUUGUCUUGAGGUAGCAUGGAAUUUGGUGAGAGAAGACCAAAGG